AAAAUAAUUUGGGGACUUGGAGUAGCAGGGACAAUUGACGAAAAGAAGUAUAAAAGAGUGAUAAUUGUGCAUAUCAAAUUUGCCUUUUUAUUUCAUAGCAGGAGUGAAUUAUGUCAGAACACCCCUUCCAAAUGUUCUUUUCUUUUUAAAAAAGUACUAUGUAAGGAAACAUGACAUGUUCCUGUUUAGUGCUAUUUAAACAACAUGAGGCUGAUUGCUUUAUGGUUUUUUUCCAGAAAUCUUACUGUUGUCUAUUGGUAUAACACUUUUUUAAAAAGAAAGAGAAAAGUUACUUUUUAAGGAAGACAUUGGAAAGGUGAAACUCUGGGGUUCCCAUAUUUCUCCUUGAGAGCCUCAAAUGACACAAAAACAUGGGCUGGAUAUUCACGUGCAUUGCUGUCAACCCUGAGCUAAUCCAUCCAAGAGAGCCAUCCUGUCCCUUCUUUCAUUUCUUUUCAUGAUUGAAUUAACUUAUUCUCCCUUGUCUUUCACAGGAGAAACCCAAGAAGAUGUAGCCUCAGGUAUUAAUAGAAAAAGCAAAACUGAUCCACUCAAAGGAAAUUUACAGGAAUGUUUACCCAUCCUCUAAAAACUUUCUUAAUGAAGAGAGAUCAUCUUUCUAGGUUCUAGGAGAAGGUAGAUUCCAGGUACAUGAAAGUAGAAGAUGAGCUACACUUCUGUUAAACUCUUAACUAUUGGCUUAGUAAACCUUUGUGUCUAAAUAGUAAGCCCACUGUUUUUUUAUGAGACAUGUUCAAAACUACUCUAGGAAAAUAUUUUUAAAGUUAUUAUUGGAUGGUAGGAGUAUGGGGUGGAGUUGGCCUUAGGGAAGUGAGAGCAGCAAUAAUAAAAAGGAUUUUGGAAAACACAUGCUUGGCUCAAGUCAGUAUAUCUCCAGAAAUCAGGACGGACCAAGAAGGAGCAGAAAAGCAAGAUGAAUGAUGUGAAACUUGCUGUCUUGGGUAGUGAAGGAACGGGCAAAUCUGCCCUUACAGUAAGGUUUCUUACCAAGCGAUUUAUUGGAGAAUAUGCUUCUAAUUUUGAAUCUAUCUAUAAAAAGCAUUUGUAUUUGGAAGGGAAGCAAUUGAAUCUAGAAAUAUACGACUCUUGUUCUCAGCCACAGAAAGCAAAAUUUUCCCUCACAAGUGAGCUGCGUUGGGCAGAUGGGUUUAUUAUUGUGUAUGACAUCAGUGACAGGUCUUCGUUUGCUUUUGCAAAAGCACUAAUCUACAGAAUUCGGGAGCCACAGACUAGUCAUUGUAAAAGAGCUGUGGAAUCAGCUGUGCUUUUGGUGGGUAACAAGCAAGAUCUCUGUCAUGUGCGAGAGGUUGGCUGGGAAGAAGGGCAAAAACUGGCAUUGGAUAACCGGUGCCAAUUCUGUGAACUGUCUGCAGCAGAGCAAUCUCUGGAGGUGGAAAUGAUGUUUAUCAGAAUUAUCAAGGGCAUCCUGACAAACUUCAAACUCAAAGAAAAGAGAAGAUCCAGUGGAUCUAAAUCCAUGGCCAAACUGAUCAAUAAUGUAUUUGGAAAGAGAAGGAAAUCUGUUUAAUUGACAUGUGAUCCUAAGGGAUUUAUUAUAUCAGAGAGUUUCAAACGUUUGUAUGGUAAUUAAAUUUACCCUUUGUAUGCAAUUAGAAAAUUCUCUUAGAGAUAUGAAAUAAUUGGCCAUGAACCACAACUGUGUUUUCAAAUAUAUAGUUUUGCCUUCUUAGUUGUUUGUAUCUUGUACAUUUUGCUUCACACUUAACCUUUUCUUUAUUACACAGAAUAAUAUGAGUAUAACCUAUUGGUGGAUUACUAUAUAAUUUUAUUAAAUUGCCAUU
Messenger RNA from Aethalodelphis obliquidens (Pacific white-sided dolphin), 1823 nucleotides. It is a transcript of the gene RERGL, whose product is annotated as RERG like. The transcript has 5 exons. Gene Ontology annotation, molecular function: GTPase activity; GTP binding. Lineage: Eukaryota; Metazoa; Chordata; Mammalia; Artiodactyla; Delphinidae. Bases 935 to 1549 code for a protein of 204 amino acids. The record is from RefSeq and is a predicted model, not a curated record.